Molecule: messenger RNA, 1757 nt
Organism: Oldenlandia corymbosa var. corymbosa
Lineage: Eukaryota; Viridiplantae; Streptophyta; Magnoliopsida; Gentianales; Rubiaceae
Source: the annotation of a GenBank genome assembly
CCCAUAUCUCUUGCUGACAAAUCUUUUUCCCAUUUGUAAUAUACCUGACCAUCUUCUUCUUCUUCUUCUUCUUCUUCUUCCUCUGCAUGUGCAUUCAAUAAGAUCUAACCAUAAAAAAACUUCUUUUAAACAAUUCCUUCAAUGGAUCCCAUCUCCCAGAAAAAAUACUUCUUCCUUGAGUCUCAAUCUCUUCCUCCUCCUCCUCCUCCUCCUUCUUCAUUUUUGGGUUCAUCUUCAUCAUCACAUUUAUCACCACAUCACUCUGGUUUUCCAAUCAUAGCUGUUGCCAUUAUAGGUAUAUUAGCCACGGGCAUUUUGUUAGUCAGUUACUAUGUUUUUGUGAUCAAAUGCUGCUUGAAUUGGCACAGGAUUGAUCUAUUACGCCGGUUUUCGGUGUCGGGAAGACGCAGUGGGGAGGACCCUUUAAUGGUUCAUUCACCAGCAGCUGAAAACAGAGGACUUGAUGAAGCUGCAAUCAGGGCAAUACCCAUUUUUCCAUACAGAAAAGGGAGGACAACAAAACAGGGGAGUGGUGAAAAGGUUUGGGAAAGGAAUGAUUCUGAAUGUGCGGUUUGUCUUAAUGAAUUUCAAGAAGAAGAGAAGCUGAGAAUCAUACCAGAUUGUGCUCAUGUUUUUCAUAUUGAUUGUAUUGAUGUUUGGCUUCAGAACAAUGCAAAUUGUCCACUCUGCAGAACAAGUGUUUCAGCUAACAGAAGGCCUAAUUUGGAUCAAAUCACAGCUCGAAUCAAUUCGUUGUCGCCGCGAGAUCCGAAUCGAUACAGGGAUAAUUUCAAUGGAAGGGAUGAAGAUUAUGUUGUGAUUGAAAUCAGGAACCAGGAGCUGAUUCAAAAUCAUGCUGAACAAUCAUUGCUUAGAAGUCAAGAAAGAAGAUUGAAUAAUAAUACAGGGGAGGAAGAAGAACAGAGCAGCAGGGAAGUAAUUAGUCCUUCACCAAGAAAGUUGGAACAACAGAAAUCUGUUUCCAAGAAGAAGAAGAAAUUGAACCAUGUUUCAAGCAUGGGGGAUGAAUGCAUUGACAUCAGGAAAAAAGAUGAGAAAUUUACAUCAAUUCAGCCCAUUAGGAGAUCUUUCUCAAUGGAUUCAGCUUCUGAUGCCCAUCUUUAUUUAGCAGUUCAACAGAUAAUUAAUCAACACCAGAAUCAACUCAAUGAAGUGAUUAGCCCCGUUGAAGGUUCCACCAGCAGCAGCAGAGUAAUUAAAAGAUCAUUCUUUUCUUUUGGCCAUGGCAGAAGUUCAAGAAGUGCUGCUGUUCUGCCUCUCCAUGUGGAGCCAUUUUCUUAGCUAAAUUCUUCAUUUACUUUUUUUUUUUUUUUUGUUUCUUUUGCUUUUCAUUUUUACAUAUAGGGUAAUUUCUUUUAGAAUUGCCAUCGUGAUAGACAGACAUAGAGUUAUAGAAAAAAUUGGGUCUGUUAAGGUACAGGAUAGAUAGUUCAUAUUGUACAAAAUUGAGGUUCAAUGUGAAGGAAAAUGAAGGCAUUUCCAUAGUUUCAAAAGAAAAUGAGAAUUGUGAUUAAAUGGGAUGACCAAAGUGUUUCCUUUCCAAAGGGGACCAAGAGAAGUUGAUAUUGCAUUAGCUACUGAUAUUCAAAGUUGGGAUUUUUGUCACAUUCAAUAUCUGCGGAACGAUUACGUUUAUUAAGAUAAAUCGUUUAGAAUAAAAUUCAUCUAUCUUAUACGAAUUUUUGUUUUAAUCUAAUAGUACGAUUUAUAAUGCAAUUUCAAUAGCAUGACUUUUA